Messenger RNA from Schistocerca americana (American grasshopper), 4044 nucleotides. It is a transcript of the gene Lerp, whose product is annotated as cation-independent mannose-6-phosphate receptor. The transcript is spliced from 24 exons. Lineage: Eukaryota; Metazoa; Arthropoda; Insecta; Orthoptera; Acrididae. Gene Ontology annotation, molecular function: insulin-like growth factor binding; D-mannose binding; signaling receptor activity. Gene Ontology annotation, biological process: lysosomal transport. Gene Ontology annotation, cellular component: late endosome; trans-Golgi network; plasma membrane. The record is from RefSeq and is a predicted model, not a curated record. The coding region runs from base 85 to 3867 and encodes 1260 amino acids.
CAGCUGGUGGAGUUAGUGUAGGUGUGACGUUCUGUGGGUGUAAAUUAUAGAACGCUGUGUUGUGUUUUUCAGUAUUUAAAACAAAUGGCUGUGAUUAAACUGUUGUUUUUUAUUUUUGUGAUGAGUCAUGAAACAUUCGAACUGGAUACGUCAAAUUGUAUAUUUAAAGUGUCUAAUUCUUCUGCAGCAUCCUAUUUCGAUUUAUCUAGUCUUUCCAGACAAGUGUGGACCAUCAAAGUAGCUGAUGAAAGAAAACUUGAUGGCAGUAGAAAUAGUAGAGGUGGCAAUCGGACACUGUUUGCAUUCAUGUCACCAUGCAGUAGUGUGAAAAGUAGAAGUAAUGUGGACUAUUGUCCAGAUGAAAGUGCCUCCGUUUGUAUUGCACAGAAGUCUGGUGGAGUAUGGAGUAGGGAACUGCCCAACCUAGGAACGGAUGUCCUCAACAAACAUUCUUUUGCAAAUGGUACACUGAAGGUUAUUUUGAAUGGAAAGGAGAAAUGUGUGAACGACAAAAAUUAUGAAACCGAAAUACUAUUUUCAUGUGUCGAAAAGUUUGAUGGUCCACUGAUGGCCCGGCUGAGUGAUUGUAGUUUCACUGUAUACUGGCCUACAAAAAUAGCUUGCCCUUUAAAAGGUCCAGAUUCAGUGCUAGUUGAUCGAUGUCUGCUACAGACUGAAGGAGAGAACUCUGGAGUUGUUGAUCUACGUCCACUCCGUCAUCCACAGUAUUAUUCUGUCCAUUCACCUGACGGUGGAUUAUUUUAUCUGAAUAUAUGUGCAACAUUAAAGAAUUCAACUUGUGAUGGCUCGACAGCUUGUAAACACACCAAAAAUGGAACUGUUGUUAUUAUUGGAAGUACCAAAGGCACUAAUGUCAGAAUUGCUGAUGAUGGCCCACUGCUGGUAUAUAAAGCAAAAGGUGGAAUACUAACUCGAGUGGAAUUCGUUUGCAACGUUAGUGUUCCAUUUGGAGAACCUACAUUCAGAUCAGAAGUGGGAAAUACAUAUACAUUUGAAUUUCAGUCUUCACAUGCUUGUCCUAAGGGAAUUGUGGACUGUGUUGUUUAUGAUGAUCAAGCAAACAAAUUUGAUCUCAGUAAUUUAAGAAGAGAGAUUGGAAAUUGGGAAGUUCGUGCAGAAGUCCACGGAAGAAUGAAUUCAACAUUUUUCAUAAAUGUCUGCAAAUCUCUCAAUCCUGUACGGAUGUGCAAUUUUAAAGAUGGACCUGUGGGAGUAUGCCAGACUACUGAUGCUGGGACAGCCAUAAAUCUAGGCAUGGUAAUAAAAGGACCUGAAGUUACAAAUGGUAUGUUGCAGAUAAGUUAUUCUGGGGGAUCAUUAUGUCCAAAUGGUGAAGGACGGUAUCGAACUAUAAUUAAAUUUCAGUGUACAAAUACCAAAGGAGCACCAAUAUUUGAGAGCCAGUCAGCUGAUUGUGUGACCUCGUUUAUUUGGCCAACCAACAUUGCUUGCCCUAUGAAGGUUGCGAAAGGAGAAAAUUGUAUGGUGGUGGAACCAAUUUAUAGCCAUCAGUUUGAUAUGACAAGCUUGCAUAACAGUAAAGCUGACUAUGUUGUGCAAACUGAAGUGGGAAGUUUCCGCAUCAACUUGUGCGGAUCUCUAGUUGCACCAUGUGAUAACAAGGAAAAUAUCAGUGUAUGUUUGGAAAAGGAAGACAAACAGCAGAUAGCUGUUGGUUACACGACAAAGGAAAUAAGCUACGUCAAUGGAGGAAUCCGCAUAGAACUUCAUGGAGAUGAUUGUAUUCCAGGAGAGAGCAGUACAGUACUUGUGCUUCUAAUGUGCAACCAUCAUGGCUACUUGAGUAGCACCAAACCAAAAUUUGUGUCUACAUUGUCAGAUUCGUGCAAAUUUCUCUUCAUUUGGGAACUGCAACUGGCCUGCCCUUCGCAUGAAGAAUAUCCAUGCACAACAACAGAUAAGGAAGGAAAUGUUUAUGAUUUGAGUAUUCUUUCGAAUCCAGCCAGGAAUUACAAAAUUCUGAGGAAGACUGACACUGGAAUGCUGAAAUAUCUUAUAAAUAUAUGUCGACCGUUGGUAUUCAGCUAUGGGGAGACAUGCGAAUAUAGCUCUGGCAUGUGCGAGUACAACAUGUCUGAACCACUUAUCUCAAACAAUUUCAGGAAUUUAGGAGACGUCACUGACUCAUUAGGUCCCUCAUUCGAAAAUGGUGUCUUGACUUUGCAGUAUUCUAAUGGAGCUAUGUGCCGUGAUCCAAAGAGUGAUGUGGGCCAUUAUUCCACCACAAUAACAUUUUACUGCAACCCAUAUGAACUGAAUGAACCUGUCUUCGAGGAUGUUGUGUCAUGUAACUACAAAUUCUCUUGGAGAACAGUAGCAGCCUGCCCUGUAGGAAGUAUUCAUAAUGGCACAUUUCCAAUCCACAACAAUGGAAACUGCACAGCAGAGAACUUCUAUACUAAACAUCUGUUUGAUUUGACAUCACUAAUGAGCAAAGAUUACAAUGUUACAUCAGAAUCUGGAGAUGUAUUACAGUUUAGUGUUUGCAGAAUCUUAGAAAAAUCUCCUUGCGAAAAUGGAACAGGUGCCUGCAUUCUUAAAAACAAUGAUGAACCAAAAUCUAUUAGUGCUGGUAUUGGAAAUGCCAACUUGGAAUAUCGAAUAGGUGCUUUAUUUCUGAAUUAUUCUGAAGGUGACUUAUGUGACGUAGGUGUUCCAAGAAACACUUUAAUAGAAUUUAUUUGUGGAAUGGAGAAUGUAACUGACGGGCCAAAGUAUGUUGAUACAACUAGCAACUGUACAUCCAUGAUCCAUUGGUUCACACAGUUGGCAUGUGAGAGUCAUGUCGACUGCGUGCUCCGUGAAGGUGAUUGGGAGGUAGAUUUAACAUCUCUGUCACGAACUGAGAACAGUUACCACAUUAUCAAUGGGAAAUCAGAGUUCUUCAUCAAUGUAUGUGCUCCCAUAACACCACUUUCUGGACUGAGCUGCCCUGGAGGCUCAGCAGCGUGUAUUGCAGAACGAGAGCUUGAUGGAAGUCUAGUUAAUGAAUCGAGUCUGGGCUACCCAGUAAUCACCCCCCGUAUGGACAACAAAAAGGUCAUUCUGAAGUACUACCAUGGCUCUUCAUGCCCGUUUGGACAAGAAGUUAACCUAAGUUCGUCCUUUGUAUUCAGCUGUGAUCCAAAGGCUGAUCCAGGUCAGCCAGUGUUCAAUCAAAUAGAGGACUGUGAAUAUCAGUUCUCUUGGAGAACUAAAGUGGUAUGUGGUUCUCACAACAUGCCAUCAUGUACUUUGGUUGACAAAUCUCAGGAAUUGGAUCUUUUUGACAUUACUCCGCAAAGUGAAUAUGAGAUUACAUCAUCUUACAUAAUGCGGUUGUGUACUGUUGAAAGCGUUUGUAAUGGAAUCGUCUGUAGACAAAUUAACAAAACAUGGGAGUCACUUGGAAAUGAAACAACACUGCAGUAUGAUGACUCUAGUAAUUCUCUACACAUAUACAUCACAGGAAAUGCUUGUCAAGGUGCUCAAGGUAAAAAUUCGAGUGCUCACAUACAAAUUAUGUGCAGUGAUGCUGCGACUGCGAGAGACCCGUAUAUAAUGAGUCAAAAUGAAUGUGAUGUUACUAUUGGAUGGAAUUUACCAGCAAUAUGUCAAAUAAUCCAUGAUCAUGCAGCACAUCAUGACGUCUCUAGUGGUGGUAUAAACACAGCUGCACUUGUGGUGAGCAUGCUCUUCAUUGUCAUCAUAAUAACACUUGGGGCAGUUUUGAGAAAGCAACAGAAUCGUAUUCGCUGUAGGAACUUUUUCAGUUGCUUUGCACUAUCAAGAUACAGAGGCCAUAACUUCUACUCGAAGGCGAGUGAUGAUAGCAGUGACCUUUAGGUGAAGGGACUGGACAUUCACCACAGUGUAGGGCUUUCAGACAACUCAGUUCGGGUGGAGAAGUGAGGAUGAUGAAUGCUUCAGCUGAUACUGGAUUUGGUGAGAGCGAUGAAGAAAUGAUUAGGAUUUGAGCAUUACAUUUUACCAAUGAUGCAAUCAAGCACAAAAAUUAGAAUC